AAUGGCGGAAAACGGUGAAAAGAAUCAGUUGGGUUACUUGAAGGAUAUAAUAAAUAAUUUAUAUUCACCUUCUGACAAAAGACAUAAACUCAAGAAUAGUGUUGAAAAAGAUUUUAAAAAGUGUGAUAAAGUUUUGGAAGAAUUAGUAGAAGAGAAUAUAAAUUCCCUAGAGUCUUUAGUUAGUUCAUUUGGCAAAAUUUCUCAAAAAGUUGUUGAUUGUCAAAAGAGGAUAAAAAAUGUUAGGGAAAAUCUGAAUGGUUGUAAAACGUACUUAACUUGCAAACGAGGAGAAUUAAUGAACUUGUGGAAAGAGUCAAUUGAACAUAAGACUUUAUCAUCGUUAUUGAAUCAAGUAGACAAAGUGAAAGAAGUUACUCAACAGUUACCUUUUUUACUUAAGAAUAAACGAUAUAUUGAAGCUACAAGUUCUGUUGUCUCAUGUAUUAAAAUAAUCGACACGGAUCUCAAGGAUGUGGAAGCAUUAGGAGAAACAAGAGAGGAAUUAAUAUUAAGAAGAAGCGAAAUUAUUAAGAAACUACAGAGUGAACUUCAUAAGCAAAUUUACGUUAAAUCUACCGCGUUUAUAGUUAGAAAUUUCCAGAGAUUAGGCUCUGCUAGAGGUUCAACAAAAUCGACAAAUCAUAUACACUGUGAUGUCAGUCUCCAAUCUGAAAUCUUUCUUGAUAAUGAACGCCACAACGAAUUCAUUGAUGCAAAUUUAAAUGAAAUAAGAAAUUCGAAAGAAAUAAGCGAUAUACUUGGAUACGAUAUUGAAGAUAAACCAGUACAGUAUAUUGGUGUACUUAUCGAAUCCCUAAUGAUUUUCAAUGAAUUGAAAGAAUCCCUCCAACUCGUUAGAAGGAAUAUUGAAUUUGGAUUUCUGUCAAUUAUCAAUAGGGCAUCUCGACAAGUUUCUGAUAAUGCCCUUAGUCAAGACGAAAAGCUAACAAAUAACUCGCCUUUACUUAGAGAUUUAUUUGAUUUAAUUUUGAGACAAUUUAGGCUAGUUGUGCGUGUUCACGAGGUAUUACUUGCUCAUUCACACAGAGCACAUUGGAGUAGAGGUAAUCAUCCUCUGGAUGUAUACAAUAUUACCAAUGUUUGGGAACAAGCUCAAAAGUUAGUAAGACAAUUGUUUUUAGAGUAUAUCUCUAUUUCAAGUAAUAAGGACGAAUUGCAAAUAAGGAAAAAAGAUGAUCCUUUCCAAAGUUAUCAAGUAGUAGCGGCUCUUUUUCAAAAAAAGAGGCUUCAAAAAAAUGAACCUCUAUUCCAAUUUGAAGGAUCAUCUCAUGCCCAUAGCUUAAGGUCAUACGAAAGGGAAGAGAGACAAAGCAUCUACGCUAAUUUGGGUGUGGAAGAGGAGAAUUUUGAACCGAUUACCACGCAAAUGACAUACGUUUGUCCUCCAGAUACCGAAAAUAUUAUUUAUAUCUAUACACCCGUUAGCGAUUUUUCACUUGAAAUUGAAUUAGCCUUAAACGAUACCAAUUCUCAACUUAAACAAGAUAUUACUAACUUUAUAAACAAUGUUUAUCUAUUAAAGGUUAAAGGUGAAUGCUUAGAGAAGCUUCAAGGAGUUACAAAUUAUGGUGAUUGGCACACUUCACAAACUUUGGUUUACAAUCGCACCGAUAAAACUCAACUGCCUAUAUUUACGUCUGCAAUAACAGUUAUAGAUUCAAUUCAUAAGUUGAAAGAAAUAUCUAAGCUAAUUCCUAAACACAAAGGGGAUUUUUGCAUGAUGCUAAGCGAUCUUGUAUGCGUUUUCUAUAACAAAAUGAAUAAAGUACUCCAGUCUAUCACCAAUAGACGACAAGUAAGCGUAUCAUGGGUUCAGGACGAAGAUAUUGAGCGGCAUUUAUUAUCUCAGCAUAGUUGGACCGUAUUCGAGAGUAUCAAUGUGGAUAAGUCUGUCCAGAAAUUUAGCGAAAAUGCUGAAAAAGAAGCUGAUAUGUUUACAAACAAUUUAAUUUCUCAGAACCUACUAACACAAGAUGAUUUAAUUUAUGAUGAUACAAGAGAUGCUCUAAAAGCAUUAUCUUGCAUGAUUCAUACAAUUCUCUAUCUUUUGGAGCAUUUAUCAAAAUGUGAUAUACCAAUUAAAGCUGAAUUAGCGAAGUUAUGCAAUUAUUGUACUUUAUUAAUCUUCGUUGAAAUAAGAGUUAUAUGUUUUUUCUACCUGCAACCGCUCUUCGGCAACAUGGAGAAGGCAGGAGAAAAAUUACAAGUUGCUGUGAAACAAUUUCAUCAAAAAGUUUAUAAUCCUCCAUCUGAUGAUUUAAAGGUCGAUGAAAAUAUUAUAAAAUUAAAUAAGAGCUUAGAGGCUAUCGCCGACACGUUAAGAUAUUUUCUUCCCGUCAGCCAUUUCCGAUAUGUUAUGUCAGGAAUAGGCCAUGUCAUAGCCUCAAUUUUCAUAAAUUGUGCAUCGAAAUUGAAGAGAAUGAAUCAUAACGGAGUAAAAAAGAUGAUAAGAAAUAUAUUUUCAUCGCAACAGACUGUGAGUAGUAUACUUGGAUCAACUUCAUAUACUGGAUUAGAUAAAGCGAGACAGUAUUACGAGCUUUUCUAUAGAAAACCGGAAGACUUAAUAAUUGCAAUCGUAGAAAGAGGAGUUGGUACAUUUACACCUUUUCAGUUAGAGGCCGUAGUUCAAUUGCAACACAGAACUUUAAGACUGUCUGAAGAUAAGCUAAAAGAGAGUUUACAAAAGUUGAAAGAAGCUUAUACAUAUUAA
Dimorphilus gyrociliatus is the source of this 2734-nucleotide messenger RNA. The record is from the annotation of a GenBank genome assembly. Lineage: Eukaryota; Metazoa; Annelida; Polychaeta; Dinophilidae.